AUGUUAAAAUGGUGUCGCGGCAGAUUUAAUAAGAACAAAACCCAAGACUAUGGGGAGUCCAAAUCACAGAUUACAUUAAAUUAUAAGGUUCAUGAACUACAUCUACUCGGGGCAAGGUACGUUAUAUACGCGUCAUUCACGUCUCUUGAAUACCAGGCCGAAGGGAAAGCGUAUUCCAUGAAGGAGCUAACCGCAGUUAUCCACAUUCGUCACUCCUCGACAGGUUUCAGCAAUUACGCUAAAGCGGUUGCAGCUCCCGACGAUAUACAUGAUGGAGCUAAGGUAGCGAGUCAAUUUCUAGUACCAAUAAAGACUGGCUCAAGAUAUCAAAAAGAAUACGAAGAUUUUAUUUCAUGGCGAAAAAGCAAGGAAGAAAUUUUGUUACCAUAUUGGUCAGAUUUGUCUUCUAAAUUCGUUCCAAAUAGUUUGUUGAGCAAACUGUCUAUGUUGAAAACAUGUCUAAAACUACAUAAAAAUGUCGAUACUUCCGGAUAUGGAAAAUUAUUUACUUUGCUAAAGAGAAAAUCUAAAAACUACAAGCCGAAGAAGGUGGCUGUUUUGAACGAAGAGCAAGUAACUUGAUUUUUUUGGAAGCUCCUGAUAAUGUGUUCGUAUUAAAAAAGGUGAUAUUAUUGUUUGGGAUAUAUAUAGGGCAUAUCGACGAGAAGAGC
Messenger RNA from Zophobas morio, 671 nucleotides. RefSeq lists its product as uncharacterized. The transcript is spliced from 5 exons. Bases 1 to 582 code for a protein of 193 amino acids. The record is from RefSeq and is a predicted model, not a curated record. Lineage: Eukaryota; Metazoa; Arthropoda; Insecta; Coleoptera; Tenebrionidae.